AUGCGGCCACAGACUCCACCCAAACCCACCUCGCCCGUGUCCAUACCCAAGUCUUCGCUCAGACAGAACCCGUCACCGCCCGCACAACAGACGAUACGCGCCCGCUCAAGUCAAAUCUUCCGCCCCACGACACGACCUACCGUACCACAGAACGAGUUUGGAAGCUGGGAUCCACCUCCGCUGUUCCAGGCAUUCCCGCAGUCCUUGAAGCACGCAACAGUACAGGCAUGUGUUUUUGCUCCAGAAGUUCUAAUGAGAUCCCAAAGUCAGAGACGGCAAGCCGAUUCGCUUCGAGAGAGGAUGGACAGCCAGCGCGACCUGUCUUCAAUCACCGAGAACGUCAUCGAGACAAAGAAGAUGGAGAGAACACACAGACGACUCAUGUCCAACUCAGUCUUGCACCCGCCAAUCCCCGAGCUUGUGAACAAGAUUUACAUCUUGGUUACUUCCGGAUUCGUACUUCAGUAUGCUGGUGACGGGCCCUUUGACAGGUUGCCAGAGAAGGUGCUCAAGCUGGGCAAAGAAUCAGCGGCAUUCGCAUGCGAUCUCAUUCCUGGCAAACACUGGGUGCUGCAGAUCUCCAGCCAUGCUACCGAUGAUGGGACUUUCGAGACGGGCCCAAAGAGCUCUCUCCUGGCUCGUCUGCGAUCGCAAAACGUCACUAUGCGCAAGGCAGCGACUAGCUUUCUGUUGGUCCUUGAGAGUGCAGAAGAGAUGGAUGCAUGGAUGACUACGGUGCGAAAGGAGAUUGACAAUCUUGGUGGCAUGAAGGCAAAGGAUGAUUUGGUUAGGGCUUCUUCUUCCACGGACGAUUUUAGAGGGAAAGCUUCCUCCGAGACGACCGCUACGCAACACCGCGAACCGCACAUUGUCAGCAGGGCCGCCCCAGUUGAUUCGUUAUACUCGACAUCACCCAAGAUCGUCACCUCCGAUUGGGAAGCGCAUCAAGCUGAACAAUCAAAACGUAGCAUCGACUCAUCCAGUGGACAGUCCGCUCGGUACAACAACAGUCGGCUGUCCGUCGAGGUGUCAUCCGUCGCUUCAACGCCCAUUUCUCAACAUCAGAUACAACUGGACCAACUCCGCGGCCGUUCAAGACAUUCUUUCAUGUCCACAACGACGACGGGUUCUGGUACCGGUACUCGAAAUACCUCGCGCGAAUCGUCCCCAGCUCCACAAUCGCCCCUCAAGGAAGAAUUUGGGUCAGCUAGCGAGCAUGAACCUCUUCGGAGCGCCAUGUCUCUGCGAUCGUUCCACAUGAACCCUGCCAACACAAUGUCCUCCCGACGCAGGUCGAUGCAACCUCUGCCCAUCACUGAUGAGAACUUCCCCCAGGCCAUCAAGACGCCCCCAAACAGCAAGCGACAUUCACUUGCUAGUCCAACUUCGGCGACCACACCAGAACUUGGAGCACCUUUUGUUGUACGUCCACCAAUGCCAAAGGUCAGCACACCUCCCGCGAUCGAAGAGGUUGCUCCGGUUAGUGAGCCCAUUACGGCGGCACGCGCGUCACCUCCCCAGGUCAAGAUCGAUGUUCCUGAGCAACCCAGUGAUGAAAAUGUGCCCACACGCGAGGAUAGCCCAGUAAGAUUCAAUGCGCCUACUUACACUGCACCGCCUCGGAGGGAUGUGAUUUCACCACCGCCAAAAGAUCGUGCUCCUGUACCUCCACCACAAGCUCGUCAACCGCUCGCGGGCUCUUCUCCUACAUUCGUCGCAGGUCCAGCGCCUCUGUAUGCCUCCACCAAUGUAGACAGGUCUGCACGUCGAACAUCAGCGUCUCCGAAGCCUUUCCUUCGACCAUUCCCAGUUCGCCCCCAGGCCCAACAUGGUGAUUCGACAACUAUAGUGGAGAGGCGUCAAUCGUCUCUUACUGCACCUUUUACACUAUCUCUGCCGAUCAAGGUCAACCGAUCAGUGACUGCGCCUAUCAGGCCUCCUUCGGCCGCGUCCAACAUGACUCCAAUCUCAAAGCCCCAUAGUCUACAAGUUGGACCGACCGUCUUGCGUCGCCCAGCUUCAGUUCAGAUUCGUCCUGCCAACUCGGCGGCCUUUACAUCAUCUCGUCCAGUGCUCGCAAUCUCUUCAACGCCUUCUUUUGUCCCUGGUCGGAGAAUGUCAAACGUACCCAACCCAGCUACAACUGCCCACAAACCAACACCUAGUGUCGAGAUGCUAAGGCAAAAGGCGUUCCAAGAACAGCUUCAGCAGAGAACCAUCACCCCAAAGCGUAGUUUUGCAUCCAUGGGUCUACCACCGCCAGCUCCACCGCCUACUGUGCCUCUUCCUUCUCCACCUCGCAAUCUCGCCUUGCCCACCCCACCACCUACGAUGCCGCUUCCUCCGCCGCCACAGAGCAUGGGUCUCCCGGCGCCGCCUCCAAACAUGCCACUCCCUCCAACACCCCCGGAAGUAGCAUUGAGAGGAACCGCCAUCUAA
Messenger RNA from Pyrenophora tritici-repentis Pt-1C-BFP, 2439 nucleotides. Its product is annotated as Tymo-45kd-70kd multi-domain protein. The record is from RefSeq and is a predicted model, not a curated record. Lineage: Eukaryota; Fungi; Ascomycota; Dothideomycetes; Pleosporales; Pleosporaceae.